Molecule: messenger RNA, 2007 nt
Organism: Capronia coronata CBS 617.96
Lineage: Eukaryota; Fungi; Ascomycota; Eurotiomycetes; Chaetothyriales; Herpotrichiellaceae
Exons: 1
Coding region: 1-2007 (668 amino acids)
Biological process (GO): regulation of DNA-templated transcription; DNA-templated transcription
Molecular function (GO): DNA-binding transcription factor activity, RNA polymerase II-specific; DNA binding; zinc ion binding
Source: RefSeq, a predicted model, not a curated record
AUGGAGACCUCUCCCCAGAACGAAGCUGGAGCCUCCGCCUCCGCCGACUCUCUCCUCCCUUGCGACGCCUGUCGACGACGUAAGGUCAAGUGCUCCAAGUCCGAGCCUUGUGACAGAUGUGUCUCGACAGGUUUAAGAUGUACACGGGAUAUCGUGCGGAAGAAGAGAGGACCGAAGAAAGGCUCAGGCUCGGUGAUCGCAAAGCUGAGGGAUGAAACCCAGCCGGCUCUACCACAUGAUUUAAGCCUGCCACCGUUCGACUUGUCCCAAUUGCAACAACAGAUGCCGUUUCUGAACCGGACGUUGUCGAAUGACAGCCCUUUCGGAUCGCAGAUGACCUCGCCACUGACCUCGCCAUCGAACUCACAGUUUGGGGACAGCCUUGGCCCAGUGAUAGAGCCUCUCGAUGUCUCGCGGUCUGUUCCUCUGUUACAGAACGAAGCCGAGUCCUCCGACACCAUAUUCCACACAGCAUUUGCUCAAGCAGGGAUCCAACUACCUGUCUCAUGGCAGACCCAGGCGUCUCAGCUACUCCAGUUCCAAGCACCAGUUUCUCCCACAGGUUACGUAUCCGUCAAUGACCUGGCGCAAAAGAUCUUCCAGGAAGCACCAGCUCCGUUGCUACCUGGACUGGCUCCAAGAUCACAACCGCCGACUCCAUCAAGGACUUCAACCCCACUGACAAAACCCACCUCUCUAGACGCGAUAUUGACGAACGGAGCACCUUCUCCGACCACAACAUCCACGAGCUCACCUGCGCCGCCUCAUGGACCAAAAUGUUUGUACCGCAGUGAUUCUUCUAACUUCCAAAGCGAACCGCGGCUACAGAGUCUGGCAGCAGAACUCGGCUUGUCGGUCUACCUAAUGUCGCAGUGCAUCCGGCAAUACUUCACACACAUGUACUCGAUCCGUCCUAUCAUCCACGAAGGAUCAUUUCUCCAACGUCUGAACCAGCCCGAGGAGCUCUGCAACGAAGAAAAGAUCCUCGUACUGUCACUCUGCGCCACCACCGUGCUCCAUGCGGCCCCGCAAUCAGACCUACCGCUAGAAAAGAAGUUGCAAUUGGGGAAUCGGUUCGUAGAACUGUGCUGCUACCUCCGGUGUUCGAGCGACUGGACAGAAACGAGCACGCUGCUGUCGAUCCAGGCAAGCUACCAUAUGUGCGUGGCGCUGUUUGAGCUCAAAAAGCCGCGGGCCCACCACUUCUACCUGCGCGAAGCCAUCGGCAUGGCCAUCGAACAGGGCUUGAACGUCGAAUCGACUUACGCCGGCAUGGACGAGAUCCAGGCGAUCUGCUCCCGGCGGACCUUCGCCCUGCUGUUCAUCACCGAGCGCGGCCUGGCGAUCCUGCGCAACAAAUCGACCCAGAUCACGCGCCUCCCACGCCUCUCGACGGAGUACUUUGACGAACAGGACGCGAUCGUGCUUGCCGGCUUCUCCGCGCUGGUGAAUCUGUUUUCCGUGCUGGACGAGAAGUUCGUGCGGCUCUGGAGCGCCACGUGUCCCGGCGACGUGUCGGCGCCGUACGAGCCCGUCGACAACGUCGCGGCGAUCCAGCAUUCCCUGAACGAGAUGACGUUCGACAAGGCCGCCAUGACAGACAUCCAGAAAGCCGACGUGCUCAUCACCCAGCAGUGGCUGCGCCUGGUGUUCUGGCAGGCGUCCAUGCGCCAGGGCUUCAUCAGCUACGUCGCUGCCGACCCCAUCUUCUCGUCCACAUAUCCCAUCACCAUCGCCAAGGAUCUGUGCAUGGCCCUGCACGACUUGACCUACGACGCCAUCCUGGUCCAUGGCAUGGGCAUCUUCGAGAAACUCUUCGAGGUCGCGUAUACCCUGAUGGACGCCCUGACUAUUGCCAAUUACAAUUGGUCCGAGAGCCACGAGUUGCGGUAUCUGUUUGACGUGUUGAGUGCGAGCCCGAACAGCCACAACACCUAUGUCAAGAUGCUGAGGACUAAGAUCGAGAGCGAACAGAGUCCGAGGCCUCGUUCGCCUGUCGUGGCAUGA